GAUCAACCCCUCCAGUUGGCGGUUCUGUAACCCCUAGUUCAAGUUUAUUAUGAACUCUUUUACCGAUGAGGCGACAUCAGCUCUUGACGUGAACAUAAAUGCUUUGGCCGGCUUGCCACAACCGCCAAGCUCUUGCUCUCAAUUUAGGAACACAGGCAGCGACUCGCCCGUUCUUCUUGAAAAUGAGUUUUAUUCGCCAGAAGACUGUUCGGAAAACGACGAAGGCUCAAGAACGCCGAAACCGUCUGUCGAAUGCGUCGUUUGCGGUGAUAAAUCUUCUGGAAAGCAUUACGGUGUUUUUACUUGUGAAGGCUGUAAGAGUUUCUUCAAACGAAGCAUUCGACGAAAUCUUUCGUACACGUGCAGGGGGUUCAAAAAUUGUCCGGUGGAUAUCCAACACAGAAAUCACUGUCAGUACUGCAGGCUGAAGAAGUGUAUGAAAGUUGGCAUGAGAAAGGAUGCUGUCCAGAAAGGUCGCAUCUCCACAACGCAAUCCGACACUGCAAGUUCUCUCCAAAUGGGUCUAGCGGACAUGCGCAAUCCUCAGUCCUUCUAUUCAAGUUACAUCACACUUUUACUCCGCGCCGAUACGAUCGCGCGUUACCAACAGUCCCUCGGGAUUCCCGCUAACAUUGCGGGACUGGAGAGCGCUUCUGAACUGGCUGCAAGACUAUUGGUUUCCAUCGCAGAAUGGGCGAAGAAUAUUCCAUUUUUCUCAGAGUUUACACUACCUGACCAGUCAAUCUUACUACGCUCGUGUUGGAGUGAACUGUUCAUAUUAAACGCUGCCCAGCACUGUUCGCCGUUUCACAUGGCGCAACCACUGACCAUAAGCGCACUGACGCCUCCGUCAAGCACUGAUCUAUUAGCAGUUAACAGCAAUGGAUCAAUGGCUUUCGAUUCAGCAGAAAAUCUCAGAUUAUUCGAAGAACAAGUUGAAAAGCUCAAGAAUCUGCAUAUAGACUCUGCUGAGUUCUGUUGUCUCAAGGCCAUCAUUCUUUUUAAUCCAGAUUCUCAAGGACUCGCCAACUGUUCUCAUGUGGAAGGCCUUCAGGAACGAACCCAAUGUGCAUUGGAGGAUUAUAUUCGAACCCAGUACCCCAACCAGCCAACGCGUUUUGGCAAACUCCUGCUCAGACUACCCUCGCUGAGGUUGAUUCGCCCUGGGACGGUGGAAGGACUCUUCUUUCCGCCAAUCGGUUUGGGAAACACGGUGGAAAGUGCUUUGAAUGAAUUACUGGUCAUUACCACGACUGCUGUAAGCUCUCCUAAUAAUUGGCAGACAGCGGUGUUUCCCAAUGGUAACGUGAGCACAAUGUCUAUGAACGGUACUUCUGUGAUAUGAUUAGUAUAUUGAGGUACAAUCAAUAUAAACAUGUAUGGUACCACUGUUGCAUAGUAAAAAAUUGAAUUAUGUAUUUGAAUUGAUAAUCAAUGAAACUAAUAACCGUUUUACGCGGCACCUGGUAGGUAGAUAUAUUGUCAGUAGAUUUCGAAGAUAAUGAAAUAUUAUGUAGUUACCACGGGAUACACGGUUUUGCUCCACUUUCACCCGAGUCACUGCGUCCUGUUUUGGCGGGCUUUCACUGGAGUGACUGCAUCAUCAUUUGCCGGCUUCCCACAGCUGCGUCUGUUUUCCUGUGCUCGCCACUCAGGAUUAAAGGCUCUAGCACACUCUC
Orbicella faveolata is the source of this 1679-nucleotide messenger RNA. Its product is annotated as nuclear receptor subfamily 2 group F member 1-B-like. The record is from RefSeq and is a predicted model, not a curated record. Gene Ontology annotation, biological process: regulation of DNA-templated transcription. Gene Ontology annotation, molecular function: sequence-specific DNA binding; DNA-binding transcription factor activity; zinc ion binding. Lineage: Eukaryota; Metazoa; Cnidaria; Anthozoa; Scleractinia; Merulinidae.